AUUAUCUGUCAAACAACAGCUGUCAGCGUACACCUGCUAGAAAAAGGAAAACAAUCCCGAGCGAAAGUGCAACACAUAUUCCGGAAUGUCCACCCUAACUCGCCCAAAAUCUCCCCGAACGCCCACUUCCGGGCGUGCCGAUAAGGAGGAAAGCAUCUGGGACAAAAUCGGAACACUGGGCCGAAAGAAACGCAUAAAGGAAGUGCAAGAAAUCCAGGAGGAAGGCAAGAUUGCGAUCGACUCGCCCGGCAGCCCGAAUGCACCGGUGAUCCCCCCGGAGGACUACAAUCUGGAAGAUAAUGAAUCUCGCUCGAUUAUUCAGCCUGCAUCGCUGCAGAUGCCCAAGGUGAAGGAACUGCUGCAGGUGCUGAUCGACUGGAUCAACGAUGAGCUGGUCGAGGAGCGUAUCAUCGUCACCGACAUCGAGGAAGACCUGUACGAUGGGCAGGUACUGCAGAAGCUGUGGGAAAAGCUGUCCAACAACAAGUUGAACGUGCCGGAAGUGACACAAUCCGCCGAAGGCCAGCGCCAGAAGCUAUCCGUCGUACUGAAUGCCGUAAACCAUACUCUUGGCUAUCACCACAACACCCCGAAAUGGACGGUGGAAAGCAUACACACGAAAAACAUCGUCUCAAUUUUGCAUCUGCUAGUCGCACUGGUGCGCCACUAUCGCGCACCGAUCCGUCUACCGGACAACGUCUUCGUGACGGUCGUGAUGGUUCAGAAGCUGAACGGAAAGCUCACCAGCCAACGGUUCCAGGAGCAAAUUACCCAAUCGUACGAUGACGUCGGUAUGCGCUGCGAACCGGACGCAUUCGAUACGCUGUUCGAUCAUGCCCCGGACAAGCUGAAGGUUGUGCAGCGAUCGCUGAUCUCGUUCGUCAACAAGCACCUGAACAAACUGAACUUCGAAGCGGCCGAUUUGAACACCGACUUCAAGGAUGGUGUGUUUCUGUGUCUGCUAAUGGGACUGUUGGGAGGAUUUUUCGUCCCACUGCACGAUUUCCAUCUAACGCCGAAGGAUGCGGACCAGAUGACGCACAAUGUGGCGUUCGCGUUCGAGCUGAUGAUGGAUCAGGGCUUGAGACCGAAGGCACGGCCCGAGGAUAUUGUUAACAUGGAUCUAAAGUCCACGCUACGGGUGCUGUACACGCUGUUCACGAAGUACCGAAACAAUCCUUGAACGGGUCAUGAGGUCACGAGAGAGCAGCGAACCGCUCCCGCCCCAGAUUAGACAGCUAACCAAUGUGCCUUCCGUCGUUUUUUAUAUUGUAUUUAAUGCGUAUUGAGAGAGAGAGUAUUAACAUAGGACAACUAAUUAUAUUUAUACCCCACACCCAAUAGACGGCGGGUGCCUUGAACUGUGUUUCACCGUUUUACAACUUAACUAGUGAUUAAACCUGAUAACAGUCGUUGUUGUGCUAACGUUUGUGCGAUCAAAAUAAAACGUUGCGAAACUAACCAAACCUCAA
Molecule: messenger RNA, 1472 nt
Organism: Anopheles stephensi (Asian malaria mosquito)
Lineage: Eukaryota; Metazoa; Arthropoda; Insecta; Diptera; Culicidae
Gene: parvin
Product: beta-parvin
Exons: 4
Coding region: 86-1183 (365 amino acids)
Biological process (GO): establishment or maintenance of cell polarity; actin cytoskeleton organization; substrate adhesion-dependent cell spreading
Cellular component (GO): focal adhesion; cytoplasm; actin cytoskeleton
Molecular function (GO): actin binding
Source: RefSeq, a predicted model, not a curated record